Molecule: messenger RNA, 2795 nt
Organism: Taeniopygia guttata (zebra finch)
Lineage: Eukaryota; Metazoa; Chordata; Aves; Passeriformes; Estrildidae
Gene: NPY7R
Product: neuropeptide Y receptor type 2-like
Biological process (GO): G protein-coupled receptor signaling pathway
Cellular component (GO): membrane
Molecular function (GO): neuropeptide Y receptor activity
Source: RefSeq, a predicted model, not a curated record
UUUCUCUCAUUCAGGAGCGAAGGCAGCAUCCAGCUUGUGAGACGGGGCUGUCAGUCACUCUGCCAGAGGGGCUCUCCGGCUGCUCGGGGAGGGGUUCUGGAGCUACUCCUGGCCAUGAAACACUCUCCAGCAGCCCAGAUCCUCACCUGACUUCCUCUCUUCUCCGAGGACAGUUGCAGAAAAGUGCUUUUCACUCCUUUGCCACAGGUUGACUUCCAGAGAGUGGAGAGGACCAAGCGCUGUGUCCUGGCCAGCGAUGAGACGGUGACUGGAGGUGAGCGGCUCGGCUCCUGCAGGAGGAAGAAGCUCUGACCUUUGCAGACCCCCUUCUCCUCCUUAUGGAAAGUGUCAGGCCAGGCAUGGGACCAUUGGAGGGAGCCAACAGCACAUUCACCGUGGAGAAGAUAGCAUUAGAUGAGAAGCUGCCACACGGCUGGCAUGCCAAGGACUUUGUCACUCCUACCCAGGAUCUCUCUGGGUCCCGCAGUGUCAUGAUGGACAGCACCAAGAUCCUGGGGGUCCAGGUCAUCCUGAUUGCUGCCUACUCCCUCAUCAUUCUGCUGGGCUUCAUCGGAAACUCCCUGGUCAUCUACAUCAUAGUGAAGUACAAGACCAUGAGGACUGUCACCAACUUCUUCAUAGCUAACCUGGCCCUGGCAGACCUGAUGGUGGACACACUCUGUCUGCCUUUCACCCUAGUGUACACCCUGCUGGACGAGUGGAAGUUUGGAGCUGUCCUUUGUCACCUGGUUCCUUAUGCUCAAGCUCUGAGUGUCCAUGUGUCCACCCUCACCCUGACUGUGAUUGCCCUGGAUCGGUACCGCUGUAUUGUUUUCCACCUGGACAGCAGGAUUUCCAAGAGGCUCAGUUUCACCAUCAUAGCUGUCAUGUGGCUGGCAGCAGCUGUCCUGGCAGGACCUCUGGCCAUCUUCAGGGAGUACCGAUACGAGGAAAUCCCAUCCAUUAACCUCAAAAUGGCAGUUUGCUCAGAAAAAUGGCCCUCUGCUAACAACAGAGAUGCCACCAUCUACAGUCUGUCCAUGCUCCUCCUGCAGUAUGUUCUUCCUCUUGCAAUUAUUUGUUAUGCCUACACCAGGAUCUGGUUCAAGCUGAAAAACCAUGUCAGUCCCACUUCUAGGAAUGAAAACCAGUGCCGGAGGAGGAAGACAACCAAAAUGCUCGUGAUGGUAGUUGUGGUAUUCGCAGUCUGUUGGCUCCCCUUCCACAUAUUCCAGCUUGCCAUCGAUCUUGAUCUGGUUCUUAUCUUCCAUGAGUACAAACUCCUGUACACUGUCUUCCAUGUCGGGGCCAUGUGCUCUACAUUUGUCAACCCCCUGCUCUAUGGAUGGAUGAACAAGAACUACAGGAAUGGCUUCCUUAUGUUCUUCCGUUGCCAGAACAAGCCCGAAAGCAUCCACACUGAAGGCUCAGUUAGAGGGAGGUCUUACAUCUUCAGGGCCAACACCCUAAAUGGGAGCUUCAAACAGACUCCUGGCGAUGGAGCACUGCCCACAGAGGUUUAGGGAUGGGACAUCCACCUCCAAGACUGAGGCUGGCUGGGCCCAGAGACAUUCUUGGGUGAAUGCCUUUUUUUGACAGAACAUUGUGCUGCCAAUUAUAGCUACAGCAGCCAUGUAGAAGUAUGAAAUACCCCCUGUAUCUCUUAAAAUAAUAAAUCUGGUGUAAUUUUGUCUGACCAAAUAAUUUAAUUUUUCCUUUCGCUAUGUUCAAGUUAUGCAUGGAGACACAAGAUAAAAAUAACACACAGAGAAGGCUUUCAUUUAGCCAGAAAAAUACACCCUUCUUGCUAUUUCCAUUUGCCAAAGUGGGUUGCUCAACCUUUUACCCCCUGUCACAUUGCACAUUACAAAUGUGGAGCUGAUAUUGUGUGUGAUUGUUCAUCUGUACAUCUCCUACCUGGAAGCCUCAAUGAUUUGGCUAAUGCCUCCAAGGGGAGGGAGACCUGCACUCUGUUCUGCAAACACCUGCUUGUUAGUGCCAUCACUUCUCUGACCUGGGGACAGAGUGGGCUGGCACGGAUUGCAUCUGGGCAACCCAUGAUCUCUUGCCCAACAUUUGCAUAAAUCUGCAUUUGUAACCCACAGGAUGUGGUCAAGUCCUCUGAAAGCCCAGGAGGUGGCAGUGGCACUACUUACCACAGUCUUCUUUGCAAGUGCGGAAGCAGGGCUUUGGGAAUGCCUCAUUAGCCAGGGCUUGUGUGCCAGCACCCUGUAAUUAGCAGGGAGGAGAGCAGACAGGGAGGCAGAUAGGUUCAGUUUCAGUCCUGUCAAUCAGCUGCCCCAGAUCUUUCCUUUCCUAAGGGAUUGUCAAGGGCAAGCAGCUAAAGAUGCGGUUCCUGCCAUGCAAUAACUUGACAAAUGCCAACAGGACCAGAGAGGCAAAAAACUGCCAAUUAAACCUUUCUCCAAGGCACUCAGAGGGUUUAAAGCUUUCCCCUUGCUGAGGCUGAAGGUAAUAUGGGUCUGUAUAUGGCCGCUUCAUUUCAGAAGACAGUUGUAACCUGCUUGCAUGGUUUUCACAGAUUUGGUGUCCUCUGGUAGAAGACAUGGAGACUAAGGAAGAUGUAUUCUUUCAAACCAAACUAUGUUCUGCUACUGAAGGCUUGUGUCAGCUGGGGAGUGUAUUUUUAGCUCUGCCAUCAAAGGAGUCUUGAUUGCUACUGCGAUCUUGGUGUCAUCUCUAAAAGUCAGUGUUCAUCAGAUUGGAAAGUAACUCCCAGAUGCAAGAAAGACGCUCAGCGGAUCUCCUCAUAAAAAAUAAAAUUAAAAGAAAAA